Messenger RNA from Melampsora larici-populina 98AG31, 1452 nucleotides. RefSeq lists its product as uncharacterized. The coding region runs from base 1 to 1452 and encodes 483 amino acids. NCBI's taxonomy places the organism in Eukaryota, Fungi, Basidiomycota, Pucciniomycetes, Pucciniales, Melampsoraceae. The record is from RefSeq and is a predicted model, not a curated record. The transcript is spliced from 8 exons.
AUGCCACAACCCAAGAAGCAACUAUGCUCAAAUCAUUUUAAAGAUUCUGACAAACCUCCACAGCGCCGAAUCAAAAAACAUGAUGCAGAGGCUGAACAACAAUUUCAAAAUGAAGUCAAACAAGGAGCUCAAUUCCUGAAUGGCAUCCUUCCCAAAGAUCAAAAUGAACGCAUCCCCCCACCCCCACCUAAUCCAAACAAUGAAAACAACAAACCUCAUGACAAUCUAUAUGACCAGUAUAUGCCAAUCAUCUUUCCUCCCAUCGAAGAAGAGCAACAGGAAGUCAAUGCUCCAGGUAUGCGCAAGCCCGAGAAGAACUUUGGCAGCACUGGGAAGGCCUCAAAAACUAACUUACCACGGCUUACCUUCAGUGUCAGACCAGGACUUCAAACUGAAUUAUCAAAACCUCCUACCUUAAGGAUGUCAGUGAUGUUUGUCAAUGUACGGCGGAUGUACCAUUUUAUCUGGCAAACCUCUGUUGCAGUUGCUUCAAGUUUCUUCAAGGGCAUGAUGAAUUUCCACGACAGCCGAGUCCGCAAACCACUCAACUCCCAAAACCAAACUCCUCAGGUCAAUCUACGGGACUUAACUCAGCCUUUCUCAAGUGCAACCCACCUUUACAGUCGCAUCUUGGUACUCAGCAAAUGCAUACUUCACCACGGACUUCAACUCACUCAUAAGGAUAUAUGGGCUGCUCAGUGUGGCCAGUCCAAGCAUGAUGUUAAUGCUGACCCUCCUUGGUGUGGAACUAACAAUGACAACAAUGAUGAUCACUCAUCCAGUUGCUACUGGAUGACUUUCCUGAUCUGCGCGUGGCCGUCUUGUACAACAUUGGUUGCCAGCUCGACAAACACAUCACCAGGGGAUGAAGAUACUCUACUCGAACUAAGGGUGUUUGAUUGUCUAGACCGAUUUCAGGACUUGGUCACUCAGAUCGCUGAGCAGCGUAGGAAGGUGGGUAACGUGGAUAUAGUGAAUCUUCCACCCGCGGCUGUGGAUUCUUUCCUGAAGGUUUGGUUUGCCAAAACCAAGGUUUGUAGACGUUUCCUGGCUUUGAGGGUGGAACAGUGGCCAUUGGAUCCUGAAAAUAAAGUUGGUGGUAGUUCAAGGCUUGGGACACACGAGAAAGAGAGGAUCAUGGGAGCUAUCGCCAGACGAACACGCACUAUGAAAAAGACGCUCAAUAACUAUAAAGACCUUGCUUGUGCCUUUGCAGGACAGAACCCCGACCAGCCUGCUUCGCCCGAGGUUGAAUAUGUCAAUCCAAUUAGUAUGGAGCCCGACGAUCCCUUCUGGAGCAACGGACUCUUCACACACUCAACUGAACCUUGGGCUGUGGAUUGUGGUACUCAGUUAGGAUGCCGUAUGAUAUACAGGUACCCGGUACUAAAUUGUGACCCAAUGUCUGUUUGUCAAGUACUCGUGGCGCGAUCACCUUCACUGCAGCAGUGA